AUAAACAUACUGCGAAAUUCACGAAAUCGUCCGACUGGAUUUGACGUUUACCAUCUCUCCACCUACCAAAAACCCUUCCAACUUUUCUCCUUUUCCUAAGAUAAUUUUUGUCAAAAUAAUUUUUCCGUUCGAUCUUAAUGUCAAAUAAAAUUUCAACAUUAAUCCUUGAGAUUGAAAAAAAGAAACUACUAAGCGUUACGCAUAACCUGUUGGCUUACAAAAGAAAUAAAAAUUGGUGUACUGUGAAAGUACCGUUAGGAAAGCAAAGUACGAACGUCCCUGGCCCUGUCCCCUUCAAAAGUCGUCGCACUGAUCUCUUGCGCCUGCCACAAUCGGUUGCUGUGUCAGUGGGGCGACGUCAACAUUGUAGUAAGUGGUUAAGUUGUAGAUACAGUAGUAGUGAUAGUAAGAGACAUUUUACAAUUGUCGAGAAAACUAGAAAAAUGCCUGAAGGAAAACCAUUCGAAAGGCUGCCGACAAAUGUGAAACCGAAACACUACCGCCUUGCUCUCAUACCUGACUUGAAAGCCCUGACUUUUCGGGGAGAUGUUUCUAUUGAAAUUGAGGUUGUGAACAGUACUGAUACGAUUGUACUUAAUGCUUUAGAUUUAAAAUUAGAAGAUGUCAGUUUGAAAGGAGACAAAUUAGUGAGUGCAGAAAAAGUAGAAUUAUGUACGGAAGAAGAAACGGCAUGUAUAAAAUUCCCUACGAUCAUUUCUCCCGGUCCCUAUACUUUGGACAUCGCGUUCACAGGCGAAAUCAAUGACAAAAUGAAGGGACUCUACAGGAGCAAAUAUGUAAAUGAAAAGGGCGAAGAAAGUUUCACAGCAGUCACACAAUUUGAAUCAACUGAUGCACGUCGUUGUUUCCCAUGUUGGGACGAACCUGCACAUAAAGCUACUUUUGAUAUAAGCCUCACUGUACCUAAAGAUUUAGUUGCCUUAUCAAAUAUGCCAGUGAAAACCAGUGCACCACUUGGUGAUCUCAUAAAGUACGAUUUUGAGAAAACGCCCGUUAUGUCGACGUACUUAGUAGCAGCAGUUAUAGGAGAAUACGAUUACGUAGAAGAUAGAUCUAGCGACGGGGUUUUGGUCAGAGUAUAUACUCCAAGGGGGAAAAAGGAACAAGGGUUAUUCGCUCUCGAAGUUGCCACAAAAGUUUUGCCUUAUUACAAAGAAUAUUUCAAUAUCGCCUAUCCUUUACCGAAAAUCGAUUUGAUUGCCAUAGCCGAUUUCAGUGCAGGCGCUAUGGAGAAUUGGGGCCUUGUUACUUAUAGGGAAACUUGUCUUCUAGUUGAUCCUCAGAACACUUCAGCUCACAGUAAACAAUGGAUAGCCUUGGUGGUCGGUCAUGAGCUAGCUCAUCAGUGGUUUGGAAAUCUAGUCACCAUGGAGUGGUGGACCCAUCUUUGGUUGAACGAAGGUUACGCCUCCUUCGUCGAAUUUCUUUGUGUAAACUACCUCUUUCCAGAAUACGAUAUAUGGACCCAAUUCGUCAACGAUUCAUAUAUCAAAGCAUUGGAAUUGGACAGUUUGAAAAACUCUCAUCCCAUUGAAGUACCUGUUGGAAAUCCUUCAGAAAUUGAUGAGAUUUUCGAUGAUAUUAGUUACAAUAAGGGAGCAUCUGUCAUUAGAAUGUUGCAUCAUUACAUUGGUGAUGAGGAUUUCAGAAAGGGAAUGCAUUUGUACUUAACCAAACAUCAAUAUAAAAAUACGUUCACAGAAGAUUUGUGGGCUGCUCUAGAAGAAGCUAGUAAAAAACCAGUAGGAGAUGUUAUGUCCACCUGGACGAAACAGAAAGGAUUUCCUGUUGUUAAAGUUGCACCUAAAUCACCAGGCGAUGCCAAUACAUUUACACUCUCCCAGUCAAAAUUCACAGCCGAUGGAUCGAAACCAACCGACGAAGAUUACUUAUGGAUGAUUCCAAUUUCAAUAUCUACCUCGAAAAACCCAUCCAAAGAAGUCGUUAGUACCGUUCUUACGACAAGAACCGCUGAAAUCGUUGUACCUGAUAUUGGACAGUCUGAUUGGAUUAAGGUUAAUCCAGGAACCAUUGGAUUUUACAGAACUCGAUAUCCACCAGAUAUGUUGGAAAAAUUAGUACCUGCUAUUCGGGAUCGAACGCUGGCACCUUUAGAUAGGUUAGGUCUCUUAGACGAUCUCUUUGCAAUGGUCAAAGCUGGACACACGAGUACCGUUGAAGCUUUGAAAUUGCUUCAAGCUUACGAAGAUGAACCAGAUUAUAACGUUUGGUGUUCAAUAAACAAUAUUUUAGGGAAAUUGGGACAACUUCUUGGACAAACAACAUACAAAGACAGUUAUAAUAAUUACCAAAAGAAACUAUUGAGUAAAGUGUACAAGAGAUUGGGUUGGACACAAAAAUCCGGAGAAACCCAUCUGGACACGCUCCUUAGGGGAUUAGUAUUGGGCAGGCUCGCAUGGUUGGACGAGGACCACACCAUAGGCGAAGCCAGAACGAGAUUCGCGAGUCACGUUAAAGGAAAACAAAUUUUACCGGCAGAUUUGCGAAGCGCAUGCUACAAAACUAUUUUGAGAGCCGGUGGCAAAGAUGAAUAUGAUACACUGUUGAAUUUGUACAGAUCUAGUGAUCUUCACGAGGAAAAGGAUAGAAUCAGUCGGGCUUUGGGAGCUACUAAAGAUCCGGUGUUGUUGAAGAAAGUUCUCGAAUUUGCUAUGUCUGAUGAGGUUAGAGCCCAAGACACGGUAUUCGUUGUAGCCUCGGUCGGAUUAAGCAGCUCCGGUAGAGACAUAGCUUGGCAGUUCUUUAAAGACAACUGGUCGCAAAUUAGAGAACGUUUCAGUGGUUACCUUCUGACCAGAUUGGUCAAAUAUUUAACGGAAAAUUUCACAACCGAAGAAAGAGCUAAAGAAGUAGAGACUUUCUUCCAGGAACACAAACCACCAGGAACCGAGAGAACUGUACAACAGUCUAUUGAAAAUAUACACCUUAAUGCAGCUUUGUUAAACAGGGAUUCGGAUGCUAUUAAACAGUAUCUGAGUUCAUUUUAAAUUCGGGGAUCUACAGUGGAGUUUUAUAGUGGGCUUAAAGUAGAAAUUUUGUUUUUAGUGGUUCUGAUAGUAGAAUUUCUUUUUCAAGAGAUAUUACUAUGCUAAUGUAUUUGGGUUUGUUAUAUCUAUAUCUCUUGUAGUUAUAUUUUUAAUAUAAUAUACAAACGUUUUUUAAAUAUACAAAAUUGUGUAACAAAAAUGUCAUGUCUACCUUUUAACUGUCAAAAAGUACCUUGUAUUAGCUGGCAAAAACAACAAAGUUUGUUGACCUGACUUUUUCAUUAUUAUUUGACUGUUAUAGUUAAUCAUACAAUUAAUAUAUUCUUAAUAAAUAUCAAUUUAUGCAAUUUUUCAACUAAACACCGAAAAAAAAAACAAUCCCAAAAAAUAAUGCACAAACUUAGACUAAUAACUUCACUAGAAGUGUUUUUGUCAAGGGAAGUACCUACACACUUUUGUUGUUUUUUGCCAAGGAUCCACCAUUUUAAGUCACGUUAUUUGGAUGACCAAAUAAUGGAUUCAAACUGUCAUAGUUGUCAAAAGUAUAUGAAACAAUCAAAUAUUUGAAGAUACACUGAACAAAUGAAAUGAAAUUAGUGCAGCUAGUGCAAUAAAUAAAAUCCACUAUUAGUGUAUUUUAUUUUUUGCAAUAAUAUCACACGACAUUUUAUUCAAACUGUCAUACUUGUCAAAACUUUAAGCUAUACGUGUGCUACUGUCAAAUAUUUGAAGUUACACUGAACAAAUCAAAUGCGAUUAGUGCAGAAAACUUACAUUUGGUGCAACAAAUUAAAUCCAGUAUAAAUUGUUCAAUUCUUGUAACAUCUGACAAUUGACAUUACUCUUCCUUCUUAGAUCAACAAAUAACUAGACUCGGACUUAUAUAAAAGUAAGUGUUAUAGAUGUCCGACGACAAAGAACAUUGUAAAUAGUCAUGUUCAAUUUUUUUAUAGAAAUAUAACAUUUUUGGUUUCAAUAUUUAAUAAACUUGCAUAACUUUCUAUGAAAUGAAUACCAGAACAAUUGUUUAGCUUAUUUUUUAAAAAUAUGCAGAGACCUUCAAUUUAGGAAUUUAUUAUUUACUGUAAAAAAAUAACCCUCCAGUUUUUAAAAUGUUUCAAAGAAAAUAUCUUUUUUUCGAAAAAUAGAACAACAAUUUUUUAAGCCCACUGUAGUCCUUAAACCAGCAAAAUAUCAAUGAAAGUGCUACUCAAAAUGGAAGUAAUACAAUUUUUAAUCUGUUAUGCAUAUUUUGUUUACUAUGCAGCUAUAUAGCAGAGGUCGAUAUUAUCAAUGGUUACGAUAAUCAGCAAUUAACACGUAAAUAAAGACGAUCGAACAUUCAAAUGUACAUCAUUUCUCUGUUAAUCCCAAAUUCAAAAUCCUUAAGUAUAUGGUAAAAAGUAUGAUUUCCAACGAUGAUAGUUUUUCUAAUGUAUAUUAGAUACUGGCAAUUAUUGACAAAAUACAUAAUUUAUAAAAAUA
Molecule: messenger RNA, 4514 nt
Organism: Psylliodes chrysocephalus
Lineage: Eukaryota; Metazoa; Arthropoda; Insecta; Coleoptera; Chrysomelidae
Source: the annotation of a GenBank genome assembly